This is a messenger RNA of Teleopsis dalmanni, 1049 nucleotides long. RefSeq names its product ice-structuring glycoprotein-like. Lineage: Eukaryota; Metazoa; Arthropoda; Insecta; Diptera; Diopsidae. The record is from RefSeq and is a predicted model, not a curated record. The transcript has 14 exons. Bases 33 to 1049 code for a protein of 338 amino acids.
AUAUAAAAAAAAUUUCGUUUCGUGUGCUAAGAAUGGAUACUCAAGCUUCUGACCAAAGUACAGGUUCAGUUUUUACAGUACCGUCAUCAGCCGCUGAAACUCCGGCAAUAAUAUAUACUGAGGUUUCUGACCAAAGUACAGGUUCAGUUUUUACAGUACCGUCAUCAGCCGCUGAAACUCCGGCAAUAAUGUAUACUGAAGUUUCUGACCAAAGUACAGGUUCAGUUUUUACAGUACCGUCAUCAGCCGCUGAAACUCCGGCAAUAAUGUAUACUGAGGUUUCUGACCAAAGUGCAGGUUCAGUUUUUACAGUACCGUCAUCAGCCGCUGAAACUUCGGCAAUAAUGUAUACUGAGGUUUCUAACCAAAGUACAGGUUCAGUUUUUACAGUACCGUCAUCAGCCGCUGAAACUCCGGCAAUAAUGUAUACUGAGGUUUCUGACCAAAGUGCAGGUUCAGUUUUUACAGUACCGUCAUCAGCCGCUGAAACUUCGGCAAUAAUGUAUACUGAGGUUUCUGACCAAAGUACAGGUUCAGUUUUUGCAGUACCGUCAUCAGCCGCUGAAACUCCGGCAACAAUGUAUACUGAGGUUUCUGACCAAAGUGCAGGUUCAGUUUUUACAGUACCGUCAUCAGCCGCUGAAACUCCGGCAAUAAUGUAUACUGAGGUUUCUAACCAAAGUACAGGUUCAGUUUUUGCAGUACCGUCAUCAGCCGCUGAAACUCCGGCAAUAAUGUAUACUGAGGUUUCUGACCAAAGUACAGGUUCAGUUUUUGCAGUACCGUCAUCAGCCGCUGAAACUCCGGCAACAAUGUAUACUGAGGUUUCUAACCAAAGUACAGGUUCAGUUUUUGCAGUACCGUCAUCAGCCGCUGAAACUCCGGCAAUAAUGUAUACUGAGGUUUCUAACCAAAGUGCAGGUUCAGUUUUUACAGUACCGUCAUCAGCCGCUGAAACUUCGGCAAUAAUGUAUACUGAGGUUUCUAACCAAAGUGCAGGUUCAGUUUUUACAGUACCGUCAUCAGCCGCUGAAACUUCGGCAAUGUAA